This is a messenger RNA of Cavenderia fasciculata, 588 nucleotides long. RefSeq lists its product as uncharacterized. The record is from RefSeq and is a predicted model, not a curated record. Lineage: Eukaryota; Evosea; Eumycetozoa; Acytosteliales; Cavenderiaceae. Gene Ontology annotation, molecular function: protein binding. The transcript has 2 exons. The coding region runs from base 1 to 588 and encodes 195 amino acids.
AUGACAGAAGAAGACUAUUUCGAAGAUGAAAUCAUCUUUGCUGCUGCUAAAAAGAAUCAUAUUUCGAUGUUACAAGAGUUUCAUGAACAAAGAGUCAAGAAGAAUGCUUUCAAUGCCAGUUUGACAGAUGCACUUGGCAAUACGCCACUUCACUAUAGUGCCACGUUUGGACACUAUGAUAUCAGCAAGUAUUUAUUAGAGUUGGGUGCCAACCCAAACAUACAAAACAAGGCUGGCGAGACAGCCCUCCACAAGGCAGUAUGGUACAAUCAAAUUGAAAUUGCCACCUUGCUCAUUGAGAAGGGUGCCGAUCCAAACAUAACCAACAAUGCCAAACAAAAGGUGAUUGGACUCACAAAGUCUACCGAUAUGCAUGCACUCCUCAAUCAAGCAGUUUUGGCACACGCAUUUAGCAAGAGUGAUUAUGCCGAUGAAGAUGAAGAUGAUAAUGAUGAAGAGGCUGCUGGAAGUGGAAGUGGCAGCGAUCAAGGAGGUGUCAAAAAGCCAAAACCAGCAGCUCCACCAAGAAAAUCAAAUAACUCAAAUUUCCAUAGUGAUAUGAUUGCCAAUGAUAGUGAUGAUGAAUAA